Molecule: messenger RNA, 1158 nt
Organism: Cyprinodon variegatus (sheepshead minnow)
Lineage: Eukaryota; Metazoa; Chordata; Actinopteri; Cyprinodontiformes; Cyprinodontidae
Gene: kcnb2b
Product: potassium voltage-gated channel subfamily B member 2-like
Exons: 3
Biological process (GO): protein homooligomerization; potassium ion transmembrane transport
Cellular component (GO): voltage-gated potassium channel complex
Molecular function (GO): protein binding; delayed rectifier potassium channel activity
Source: RefSeq, a predicted model, not a curated record
UUCAUUUUACGCGCUCCGCGUCUCUGCGUCCACAGCGCUUCUGUCAGGCUUCGGAAAGCUGCCGGACAGUCCGCGUUCCGAUGGCAAAGCGGUCCAUGUGAUCGCUCAGUGUAAAGGAUUAAAACCUUUUUUUUUGUUCUCCCUCCAUCUCUUUAUCUUCUCUCUUUUUUUUCUUCCACACUCAUUUUCCACAUAAUGUGGGACGCGCGUCGUGUGCGCGGAGUGCUCCCCUCAGCCGUAGCCGCCUAACUGAAGGGGGAUCCCAGCUCGGUUUUCCCACCUUAGGAUCCAGAGUAGUUUGCAUGAAAAGGCUGGUUUACAGCGGCAAGCCAUGGAGGGACUUGCCUAGAGAGGAUCCAACAUAAUUCAAAAGUUUCAUACAUUUCCCCUUCAUAUUAUUCUUUGCCUGUUCAACGUGGUAACAUCUAUUGAGAAGUAUCCUUUUCCAUUAUCAUGGCCGAGAAGCUUGGAUCAACAGGGCCUAAACCCAACAACAUCCGAACUUCACCAUCAUUACCCCCCGAGCCUAUCGAAAUCAUUCGCACCAAAGCCCGCUCACGAAGGGUCCGCCUUAAUGUCGGUGGCCUGAACCAUGAGGUUCUGUGGCGGACCCUGGAUCGCCUACCAAGGACCCGGCUCGGUAAGCUCCGGGACUGCAACACCCACGAGUCCCUCAUGGAGAUCUGUGAUGACUACAGCCUAAAUGAGAAUGAGUACUUCUUUGACCGGCACCCGGGGGCCUUCACCUCCAUCCUGAACUUCUACCGCACAGGCAAGCUGCACAUGAUGGAGGAGAUGUGUGCCCUCUCUUUUGGCCAGGAGCUGGACUACUGGGGGAUCGACGAGAUCUACCUGGAGUCUUGCUGCCAGGCCCGCUACCACCAGAAAAAAGAGCAGAUGAAUGAGGAGCUGCGGAGGGAGGCUGAAACCAUGAGGGAGAGGGAGGGAGAGGGAGAGUUCGAUAACACCUGCUGCCCAGAGAAGAGGAGGAAACUUUGGGAUCUUCUGGAGAAGCCCAGCUCCUCCGUGGCUGCAAAGACUGCCCUCUCCAACAAAUCAAUCCCUGGACCUUCUGUGAAGAAGGAGAACCUGGUGUCUGCUUUCACCUGGGUCGAUUUCCAUCCUGUGUUCUUAGAAUUCCCCAUGAAAAAUAAGCUG